GUGACACACUCGUCUUUUAUCGCCAAUAACGCCCAUAACCAGUGACAGGAUACACUAAGCCCUUAAUCUAUUGAAUUUGUAUCAAAUCUUACUACAAAUUCUCUUCUUUGAUAUAUUACCUUCUUUUCUCUCGAAAAUAAGAGAAAAUGGCCUUCGAAAGACGAGCAUCAUCCCCCACCGUCUUCGAACAACAACGCGAAGGACUCGUUCGGGAAAUCGCUGUAGGCAUGGAGCAAGUCCUCCAAAACAUCAACCGGCUGAACCGGAACUUGGAGAGUGUGAUUGCCGUUGGGAACGAGUUCGGUUCCGUUGAGGCUCUUUGGUCUCAAUUUGAGAACUUCAUGGGCCGUCCGGGUGUCCAAGAAGCAGAAGCGAACGCACCGGACCAGGGUCAAGAAGAGGCCGGGCAGAGUCACACUCCCGGUCAUAGCCCGAGUCACAGCCAAGAUAUGAGUUAUGAAGAGGAGGAUACGGUUACGAAGUAAUGAACAGUGCGAAAGGCU
This is a messenger RNA of Aspergillus ruber CBS 135680, 503 nucleotides long. Its product is annotated as DASH complex subunit DAD1. The coding region runs from base 147 to 485 and encodes 112 amino acids. NCBI's taxonomy places the organism in Eukaryota, Fungi, Ascomycota, Eurotiomycetes, Eurotiales, Aspergillaceae. Gene Ontology annotation, cellular component: mitotic spindle pole body; spindle microtubule; mitotic spindle. The record is from RefSeq and is a predicted model, not a curated record. The transcript has 3 exons.